GUUCAAACAGAGACACACUCCCUCAUGCUCUGCAUGGAAAGAGCUCAGAGAUUAAGGGGUUUGUCUGCACUGCCAACAACAGGGAUCGCUCACUGUUCGUAACUUGCCAGAAAGGAAGGGUUAUUCCUUUUUCUUUUUUUUUUUGUAAAGUUGCAACUUUUGAAGCCAUCACAGAUUGGACUUUGUUGCAAAACAUUCUGUGGAUAACCCGUUUUUUUCCCAUCUGCUUGUACGGGACAGGUAGAACAAAGUGUGGGGGGAAUUACAGCUGUGUGAGUCUGCUGAGUAAAGGAGCCAGAGGAUGCAGGUGCCAGCAAGGCUUUGCUUUAACUUCUUUGAAGUUUUUUUCCCAUGUCAAAGGUGACGGAUUAUGCCUGGCAUAGGAAGUUAGUUCUCCAAUGAACGACUUCAUGAGCUGAAUCUCAACAACUUCCUGGCAGAAUGUGAACAUUUGCCCAUGCUAUGCGCUUGUAUUAGUGUGUGAAUAAGUGAUGCAUGUGUGAAUUUGUUUGAGUGAAGUGCCAUGCUAUUCUUCAGCAGUGGGCCAGUGGAUGCUACCCCAAGGAGUAUAGCCAUUGACCAGCUGCAGCAGCAGGGAAAAACAGCGUAUCACAUCUCUGUAAUCCUGAAGGAAACACAGGGAGAUGUACCGGUGUCCAUGCUGGGAAUGGGCCAGAUCACCCGCACCCUGGUGGAGAGUUGCCAGCCGGGAGCAGAGGUAAUGAGUUUAAUGCCAAUGGAGAGCAGCCCCAGGCUGGGCAGGGCGCAACAGGAGCUCAACAAGUGGCCAUCCCUGAGCCGUACAGGUAGACCUGGGAGGCCAAGAGAAGAGGUUGUUGUGGAGGAGAAUGAGGAGGAGUUGGAGGAGGUGGAGGGAAAAAUGAGGACCGACAGGUUUUCAAAACAACUCGCCAAGAACUUGGGGAACUCCUCACAACAAGGAAGAGAUGUGGUAGCGAUAACUGCUCCGACAGGCACCCAUGAGCAACGCAAUCAGAGCUCAGCAUCACACUCUGUCACUGUUCAUGCCAGAGGGCUUGUGUUUGGAGAACAUGGCACCAUCUCGAGACACAGCACUCUACCGCGGGCUGUGUUGCGAAGACCACAUCAAGAUGUCACCUCACUCAGGAGGAGAACGGUGAGCAUGUAUGGCGACCCAGUCGACCCAAACAUUUCUCAACCUGAACAAGAGAGACUGCUACGCAGGCCUAGAAGUGUUUGCAUCCUGGCAGGCCCAGGCCCAGUCCUGGCGGCACCCCAGACCCUUAAACCCCUAAGGAGGGCCGGGGUAUUGGAAAACAACUUGUACAGGAGCAGGAAGGCUGAACUGAGGGCAGUUGAUGGGCUCAAUCCUGUUGUGGCUCAGCGGCCUUUGGUCUCUGCUGACGUGACCCCCAGGGUCCGUCAGAAGAGCUGGAAGCCCAGGCCUGUCAGCAUGACGGUGCUGGAGCUAAGAAAGAGGGGUUCUGAUGAUGAGAUUGACAGCCAGAGGAGCAGCAGCCACACAGGGAGUGAUGGAAGUUUUCUCAAAGGGAGCUUCCGUUGGAGGUUAUUUGGUAAAUCACCACAAGAUAAGAGCAAAGAGAAGGACAGUGACAAAGAUAAUAAAUCUUCUUCCAAAUUCAGCAGAACUGAUUCUCCAAAGAGUACACUUAGCAGUUUGCGAAGGAGCCUCAGUCUGCGAAUCAGGAGGAAUCGGCCCCGGGACAAGGUUACUUUAGGGUCUGAGGGGGAAAAAAAGGAGGGCUCUUGGACUAAAGAUACUGUCGAGGAGACAACAAUGCCUCCACGGCCUUUCUCGUACCUCACAGGGAGAAUGCUUCCAAAUUCUCAUGAGCAAAUAGAGGAUGGGGGCAUGCAAUACAUUCAUUACCACAGGAGAGGGAAGGUCAAGGUAAUGGAGGUACCUCUCUGUCCAACAAAACUGUCCUCCAAAACAGUUCUUGAAGAACCAAGCAUAUGGCAGCUCAUAGCAAAUCGUUUUAGGAGGAAGGAACAGCAACACAUUGGCAAAUGUGAGCCCCAGCAGUCACAGAGCAAAAACACUAGCCAGUAUCCCUUGGCUGGUAAUAAUAAGUCACAGCUCAUCACCAUAGAGACUCUGGUAGACACUGACUCCCACAAAGGUCAAGACUCUUUCGUCAACAGUCAGGAAUGGACAUUGAGUCGGUCAGUGCCGGAGCUGAAAGUGGGCAUUGUGGGAAACCUGUCCAGCGGGAAGUCGGCCUUGGUGCAUCGGUACUUGACAGGCACAUAUGUGCAGGAGGAGUCUCCUGAAGGGGGACGGUUCAAGAAGGAAAUAGUCGUGGAUGGACAGAGCUACCUUCUCCUGAUCAGAGAUGAAGGCGGGCCUCCGGAAUUACAGUUUGCUGCCUGGGUGGAUGCAGUGGUUUUUGUCUUUAGCCUGGAGGAUGAGAUCAGCUUCCAGACGGUCUACAAUUACUUUCUGCGCCUCUCCAGCUACAGGAACACAGCUGAGGUCCCCAUGGUCCUCGUUGGAACACAAGAUGCAAUCAGCGCUGCCAACCCCAGAGUGAUCGACGACUCACGGGCCAGAAAGUUGUCAAACGACCUGAAGCGCUGCACGUACUAUGAGACCUGCUCCACCUACGGCCUGAACGUGGAGAGAGUCUUCCAGGAUGUUGCCCAGAAGGUCGUGGCCAUGAGGAAAAAGCAGCAGCUGUCUAUUGGACCAUGCAAAUCUCUCCCUAACUCACCCAGCCAUUCAUCCGUCCCUGCUGCGUCUAUUCCUUCUGUUCACAUUAACCAGGCGGCCAACGGUGGGGGUGCAUUCAGCGACUACUCCUCCUCCGUUCCCUCCACCCCCAGCAUAAGUCAGCGGGAGAUGCGCAUUGAGACCAUAGCUGCCUCCAACACACCCACGCCCAUCCGCAAGCAGUCAAAGCGCCGUUCCAACAUUUUCACAUCACGGAAAGCCAGUGAACAAGCAAAGAGCGUUGACAGUAAAACAGACAGCAUAGGCAGUGGAAGGGCCAUACCUAUCAAACAGGGAAUCCUUCUGAAGCGAAGUGGCAAAUCCCUCAACAAGGAGUGGAAAAAGAAAUAUGUCACACUGUGUGAUAAUGGCGUCCUCACUUACCACCCCAGUUUACAUGACUACAUGCAGAAUGUGCACGGGAAAGAGAUCGACCUGCUGAGGACCACAGUCAAGGUUCCCGGGAAGCGACCACCGAGAGCGGUGGCCACCGUCGCACCCACGGCGAGUCCCAAAACCAACGGGCUGACCAAGGACCGCAGCACCUUGCAGCUGGGCAUAGGAAACACAGGUGCUCCUCACUCCAACAGCAGUACAUCCCUCCAGACGGGCGGGUCGAUAUUCGGUGGCAGUAAAGACGGCAUGCAUCAACGCUCCUUCUCCGUGUCCAGCGCCGACCAGUGGAAUGAAGCCAUCAACACGAGUACAAGCAGCGGAGCCCCCAAUGGCAUGAGCGAUCCAGCGAACUCCAGUGUCGGCAGCGCAACGAGUCCUAAACUUGAGCCGCCUCCUUCUCCUCAUGCCAACCGCAAGAAACACAGACGGAAAAAGAGCACAGGCAUCACAAAGCCAGAUGGCUUAUCUGCAGGCAAUGAAGAGCAAGAGGAUUCCUUUGAGUUCGUCAUUGUGUCGUUGACGGGUCAGACGUGGAACUUUGAAGCAUCCACGUAUGAGGAGAGGGAGCUGUGGGUCCAAGCAAUCGAGAGCCAGAUCUUUGCCAGCCUGCAGUCUUGUGAGAGCAUCAAAAACAAGUCUCGGUUAGGUAGCCAAAGUGAUGCGAUGGCCAUUCAGUCCAUACGGAACGUGAGGGGCAACAGCUUCUGUGUGGACUGUGAUGCACCCAACCCAGACUGGGCCAGUUUGAACCUGGGUGCCUUGAUGUGCAUCGAGUGCUCAGGCAUCCACAGGAACCUGGGUACCCACCUGUCACGUGUCCGCUCCCUGGACCUGGAUGACUGGCCGGUGGAGCUCAGCAUGGUGAUGACUGCCAUUGGAAACGCGAUGGCCAACAGCGUGUGGGAGGGCGCUUUGGAGAACUACAACAAGCCAGGGAGCGACAGCACCAGGGAGGAGAAGGAGCGCUGGAUCCGGGCCAAGUACGAGCAGAAGCUGUUCCUCGUAGGGCUGCCCCAGUCUGACGUGCCCCUGGGGCAGCAGCUGCUUCGGGCGGUGGUGGAGGACGACCUGAGGUUGGUGGUGUUGCUGUUGGCCCACGGCACCAAGGAGGAGGUUAAUGAGACCUACGGGGACGGAGACGGACGCACCGCUCUGCACCUAUCCUGUGCCAUGGCCAAUGUGGUCAUCACGCAGCUGCUCAUCUGGUACGGUGUGGAUGUGAAGAGUCGCGACGCUCGCGGCCAAACAACGCUGUCCUACGCGCGGCGAGCCGGCAGCCAGGAGUGUGCCGACAUCUUACUCCAGCACGGCUGUCCCAACGACACGAGCACGCUGACCUCGGUGCCCACGCCCAACAUGAGCCGCCGCAACCCCAACAUCAACAACAACAACGCCCAGUGUGAGCUCAACCGCAGCAUAAGCAUCAUGUAGGACACUGAAAAAGGAAAGAAAAUCCUGCACCCACCUAUCUCUAUCUCUUCCCUGUACUUCCUCCUGUUUCACACUGUGUAACCCAGCAUAGGCAGCAGUGGAGAGACGAGUGAUGGACCGUUGUUAAUAUUCCACUAUGCUGAAAAUAAGUGGGUGUCUGUGAGGUUCGGACAUUGUAAAUUGUUUGUUUUAUAUUAUUGUUUUUUUAAUUGUUUUGUUAAAACUCAUUCAAUCUUGAUCGGGAAAGAUCAUGAUCAGCUUUAAGCUUUGUGUUUCUUAAGCGUCAACCAAACAAAUGACAUACUUAGGCAUUCAUACCUACGCUACGAAAAGCAUUUCCUUAAUGCUUGAACAUUUCCUUUUACGUCUCACAUCCACCCCCA
Molecule: messenger RNA, 4926 nt
Organism: Solea senegalensis (Senegalese sole)
Lineage: Eukaryota; Metazoa; Chordata; Actinopteri; Pleuronectiformes; Soleidae
Gene: agap3
Product: ArfGAP with GTPase domain, ankyrin repeat and PH domain 3
Exons: 18
Coding region: 524-4543 (1339 amino acids)
Cellular component (GO): nucleus
Molecular function (GO): GTPase activator activity; GTP binding; GTPase activity
Source: RefSeq, a predicted model, not a curated record